Molecule: messenger RNA, 3977 nt
Organism: Acomys russatus (golden spiny mouse)
Lineage: Eukaryota; Metazoa; Chordata; Mammalia; Rodentia; Muridae
Gene: Cyfip1
Product: cytoplasmic FMR1 interacting protein 1
Biological process (GO): lamellipodium assembly; cell morphogenesis; modification of synaptic structure
Cellular component (GO): synapse; SCAR complex; neuron projection
Molecular function (GO): RNA 7-methylguanosine cap binding; small GTPase binding
Source: RefSeq, a predicted model, not a curated record
GAUGGCUGCCCAAGUGACACUAGAGGAUGCUCUGUCCAACGUGGACCUCCUGGAGGAGCUGCCUCUGCCUGACCAGCAGCCCUGCAUUGAGCCUCCGCCAUCCUCACUGCUCUAUCAGCCAAAUUUCAACACCAACUUUGAGGACAGAAAUGCAUUUGUCACCGGCAUUGCAAGAUACAUCGAGCAAGCAACUGUUCACUCUAGCAUGAACGAGAUGCUAGACGAAGGCCAAGAAUACGCUGUUAUGCUGUAUACCUGGAGGAGCUGCUCCCGAGCCAUCCCGCAGGUGAAGUGCAACGAGCAGCCUAAUAGAGUUGAAAUUUAUGAGAAAACGGUGGAAGUUCUUGAACCCGAGGUCACAAAGCUGAUGAAUUUUAUGUACUUCCAGAGAAACGCCAUUGAGCGUUUCUGUGGGGAAGUGAGACGCUUGUGCCACGCUGAAAGGAGAAAGGACUUUGUGUCCGAAGCCUACCUGAUCACCCUGGGCAAAUUCGUCAACAUGUUUGCUGUGCUGGACGAGCUGAAGAACAUGAAGUGCAGCGUGAAGAAUGACCACUCAGCGUACAAGAGGGCUGCUCAGUUUUUACGGAAAAUGGCAGAUCCACAGUCCAUCCAAGAGUCACAGAAUUUGUCCAUGUUCCUGGCCAACCACAACAAGAUCACACAAUCUCUGCAGCAGCAGCUUGAGGUCAUUUCUGGCUACGAAGAGCUCCUGGCAGACAUCGUGAAUCUGUGUGUGGAUUACUAUGAGAACAGAAUGUACUUGACGCCCAGCGAAAAACACAUGCUUCUCAAAGUCAUGGGAUUUGGUCUGUACUUGAUGGACGGGAGCGUCAGUAACAUCUACAAACUAGAUGCCAAGAAAAGAAUAAAUUUAUCCAAAAUAGACAAAUAUUUCAAGCAGCUGCAGGUGGUCCCACUCUUUGGAGAUAUGCAAAUAGAACUGGCAAGAUACAUCAAGACCAGCGCUCACUAUGAGGAGAACAAGUCCCGGUGGACCUGCACGUCCUCAAGCAGCAGCCCACAGUACAACAUCUGUGAGCAGAUGAUCCAGGUCCGUGAAGACCACAUGCGCUUCAUCUCUGAGCUGGCACGCUACAGCAACAGUGAGGUUGUCACAGGUUCUGGCCGGCAGGAAGCCCAGAAGACAGAUGCUGAGUACCGGAAGCUCUUUGACCUGGCUCUGCAGGGCCUGCAGCUUCUGUCGCAGUGGAGUGCUCAUGUCAUGGAAGUGUAUUCCUGGAAACUCGUCCAUCCAACUGACAAGUACUCCAACAAGGACUGCCCCGACAAUGCUGAGGAGUAUGAACGUGCCACACGUUACAACUACACCACCGAGGAGAAGUUCGCCCUGGUGGAGGUGAUCGCCAUGAUCAAAGGCCUGCAGGUGCUCAUGGGCCGGAUGGAGAGUGUGUUCAAUCACGCCAUCAGGCACACUGUUUAUGCUGCACUUCAAGACUUCUCCCAGGUGACUCUCAGGGAACCGCUGCGACAGGCCAUCAAGAAGAAGAAGAACGUCAUCCAGAGUGUCCUACAGGCCAUCAGGAAGACUGUAUGUGACUGGGAGACCGGGCACGAACCCUUCAAUGACCCAGCUCUACGGGGCGAAAAGGACCCUAAGAGUGGCUUUGACAUCAAGGUGCCACGCCGUGCCGUGGGACCCUCCAGCACACAGCUCUACCUGGUGCGCACUAUGGCUGAGUCCUUGAACUCUGCCGAGCUGCAGAGGCAGCUCAAGUCUCUGGGCAUGGAAAGGCUCUUGCAUGUGGUAAACGCGUUUCUGAGGCAGUCGUACAACUAUCCACCUCUUUUAACCUUUGGUGAAACACUGCAGCAGUGCUGUGACCUUUCACAGCUGUGGUUCCGAGAGUUCUUCCUGGAGCUGACCAUGGGCAGGAGGAUCCAGUUCCCCAUUGAGAUGUCUAUGCCCUGGAUUCUGACUGACCAUAUCCUGGAGACCAAGGAGGCAUCAAUGAUGGAGUAUGUCCUCUACUCCCUGGACCUGUACAAUGACAGUGCUCACUACGCGCUCACCAGGUUCAACAAGCAGUUUCUCUAUGAUGAAAUCGAGGCGGAGGUAAACCUAUGUUUUGACCAAUUCGUUUAUAAACUGGCAGACCAGAUAUUUGCAUAUUACAAGGUUAUGGCAGGAAGUUUGCUUCUUGACAAAAGGUUACGAUCGGAAUGCAAAAAUCAGGGAGCCACUAUCCACCUCCCGCCGUCUAACCGCUAUGAGACGUUGUUGAAGCAGAGGCACGUGCAGCUGCUUGGGAGAUCCAUUGACCUCAAUCGCCUGAUUACACAGCGUGUUUCAGCAGCCAUGUACAAAUCUCUAGAACUGGCAAUUGGACGAUUUGAAAGUGAAGAUCUGACAUCAGUAGUCGAACUGGAUGGGCUCUUAGAAAUCAACCGUAUGACACACAAGCUGCUCAGCAGGUACCUCACACUAGACAGCUUUGAUGCCAUGUUCCGGGAAGCCAACCACAAUGUGUCUGCACCUUAUGGAAGAAUUACCCUCCAUGUCUUCUGGGAGCUAAACUAUGACUUCUUGCCCAACUACUGCUAUAAUGGCUCCACCAACCGGUUUGUUCGGACAGUAUUACCAUUCUCUCAGGAAUUUCAAAGAGACAAACAGCCUAAUGCACAACCCCAGUAUUUGCAUGGAUCCAAGGCUUUGAACCUAGCCUACUCCAGCAUUUAUGGCAGCUACCGGAACUUCGUGGGGCCUCCUCACUUCCAAGUCAUCUGCCGGCUGCUUGGCUACCAGGGCAUUGCAGUGGUCAUGGAAGAGCUGCUGAAGGUUGUCAAGAGCCUGCUGCAAGGCACAAUUCUGCAGUAUGUGAAAACUCUGAUGGAAGUGAUGCCUAAGAUCUGCCGCCUUCCUCGACAUGAGUAUGGCUCUCCUGGCAUCCUCGAGUUCUUCCACCACCAGCUGAAGGACAUUGUGGAGUAUGCAGAGCUGAAAACAGUAUGCUUCCAGAACCUUCGGGAAGUGGGAAAUGCAGUCCUCUUCUGUCUGCUAAUUGAGCAAAGCCUGUCUUUAGAAGAAGUCUGUGACCUGUUGCACGCAGCCCCUUUCCAGAACAUCUUGCCUCGUGUCCAUGUAAAAGAGGGGGAGAGAGUUGAAGCCAAAAUGAAAAGACUAGAAUCCAAGUAUGCCCCACUGCAUCUUGUCCCACUGAUUGAAAGGCUGGGGACCCCACAGCAAAUUGCAAUCGCAAGAGAGGGGGACUUGCUGACCAAGGAGCGGCUCUGUUGUGGUCUGUCCAUGUUUGAAGUCAUCCUGACACGGAUCCGGACCUUUCUGGAUGAUCCCAUCUGGCGCGGGCCUCUGCCCAGCAAUGGGGUUAUGCAUGUGGAUGAGUGUGUGGAGUUUCACAGACUGUGGAGUGCCAUGCAGUUUGUUUACUGCAUUCCUGUAGGGACACACGAGUUUACAGUGGAGCAGUGUUUUGGAGACGGGCUCCACUGGGCUGGCUGCAUGAUCAUUGUACUUCUUGGACAGCAACGGCGUUUUGCUGUGUUGGAUUUCUGCUACCAUCUCCUCAAAGUUCAGAAACAUGAUGGCAAAGAUGAGAUUAUCAAAAAUGUGCCAUUGAAGAAGAUGGUGGAGAGGAUUCGCAAGUUCCAGAUUCUCAAUGAUGAGAUCAUCACUAUCCUGGACAAGUACUUGAAAUCUGGCGAUGGGGAAAGUACACCUGUGGAACAUGUACGCUGCUUCCAGCCACCCAUCCACCAGUCCCUAGCCAGCAGCUGAGGGCUGAGCUCACAGCAUCCAGUAACUGAUGCAUGUUUGUCUUUAUGUAAACUAUAUUCAAAUUUUUAGGGUCUAUUUUCCAUUAUGUCUGAACCUACUUAAAGGGGGUGGUUUUUGAUCUGAAAGCUUAACUUUAUAAAACUUACUUAUUUUUCUAUACUAAAACUGUAUAUGCCUUUGGAAUUGGAAAGUCUGAGAAUACUGGUUACUACUUACUGCC